GAGCUAGGCCAACUUCCCAUCAAUCCUCAGAACUUACCUUACAUUCGACCCAAGUCGGGAGGAACUUGCUACCUUGAUGAGGAGGCUGCUGCCCCCCCGUCCCCCCCAAAAAACGGUUGCUCCAGAUUUCAUGCAGACAAGCAGAUUUCAUGCGGGCAAGCAUGCAACCUUGGCUGCUAAGCAAUGCAUAGUCCGAGCUUGUCAACCCACACGGCUUUAAUUGAUUGAAUCGCCUCAGUUCGCCUUCCAAGAUGGACGUGGUUCAGGCCGCGUCGGGCUAUGUCACCAAAAUGGUGACGGCCGGCGAGAGCGCAACGGGGGCGCCGUCGGCCAAAAUGAAGAUUCUGCUUCUGGAUAGGGAGACGCUGCCCUUCGUCUCGACGGCUGUCACCCAGUCCGCCCUCCUCAACCACGAGGUCUAUCUCAUGGACCGCCUCGACAACCCGAACCGCGAGAAGAUGCGCCACCUGCGAUGUCUGUGUUUUGUAAGACCUCAUCCAGAUUCGAUCGGUCUCCUCAUCGAUGAGCUGCGGGAGCCGAAGUACGGGGAAUACCACCUGUUCUUCAGCAACGUCAUCAAGAAGUCAACCCUUGAGCGAUUGGCCGAGGCCGACGACCAUGAGGUGGUCAAGCUAGUCCAGGAAUAUUUCCUCGACUACGUUGUCAUAAAUCAAGAUUUCUUCUCGCUUAACAUGUCACUGCCCAUGCAUCGGCUAUGGGGCGGCAACCCAGACACGUGGAACACAGAUGCCCUGCAGCGGGCCACCGACGGCGUCAUCAGCGUCCUUUUAAGCCUCAAAAAGAAACCUCUGAUCAGAUACCAGAAGACCAGCCCGCUGGCCAAGAAGCUCGCUUCGGAAGUGAGGUACUACAUCAACCAAGAAAACCAAUUAUUUGACUUUCGUAAAGUCGACACGCCUCCCAUCCUCUUGAUCCUGGACCGGCGAGAAGACCCUAUAACGCCUCUGCUCAUGCAGUGGACGUACCAAGCCAUGGUGCACCAUCUUUUGGGAAUUAAAAACGGCCGAGUUGACCUCAGCAGUGUUCCGGAUAUUCGGCCAGAGCUCAGGGAAAUUGUCCUCUCACAGGACCAAGACCCCUUUUUCAAGAAGAACAUGUAUCUCAACUUUGGCGAUCUCGGAAGCAACAUCAAGGACUACGUGGAGCAGUACCAGGCAAAGACCCAAAACAAUGCCGGCAUCGAAUCAAUAGACGACAUGAAGCGCUUCAUUGAGCAAUACCCUGAGUUCAGAAAGCUCUCGGGUAACGUGAGCAAACACGUCACGCUCGUCUCUGAGCUCAGCAGGCGAAUCAGUGCGGAAAACCUUAUGGAAAUCAGCGAGUUAGAACAGAGCAUAGCCUGCAACGACAACCAUGCAGCAGAUCUAAAGAAACUCCAAUCCCAGAUUCAGAACCCCUCCAUCCCCGCCGACAACAAGGUCUCGCUCGUCGCCCUCUACGCGCUGCGCUACGCCAGACACCCGUCCAACGCCCUGUCGAUGCUGACCGACCUGCUCGUCGCAGCCGGGGGCGUGCCCGCCCGCAAGGCAGCCCUCAUCUCCCAGCUGCUCACCUACCACAACUCAUUGCAGCAGCAGUCGGCCUCGGCCGCGUCGGGCAUCACCGAGCUGUUCGAGUCGGCGGGACUCUUCAGCUCUGCGAGCUCGCGCUUCAAGGGCCUGAAGGGCGUCGAGAACGUGUACACCCAGCACUCGCCGCUGCUGGAGACCACGCUGCACCAGUUGAUCAAGGGCAAGCUGCGCGAGACGCAGUACCCAUUUGUCGAAGGGGGCGGGACCACGCGGGACAAGCCGCAGGACGUGGUGGUAUUUAUCGUGGGCGGCGCGACGUACGAAGAGGCGAAGACGGUGGCCGGCAUCAAUGCCUCCAGCCCGGGCGUCAGGGUGGUAUUGGGCGGUACGACGGUGCAUAAUGCGGCGACGUUCCUGGAGGAGGUCGAGGAUGCCGUUGGGGGCUGGCCAGAGGUGGGGGCGGGAAGGAGACGAUAGAGCUACCAUGGGGGAAGGCUGUCUUGUUUCGUGUAGGGAGGAGGAUCGGCCAACGGGCGUUGCUUGAAAUUUUGU
This is a messenger RNA of Thermothelomyces thermophilus ATCC 42464, 2084 nucleotides long. RefSeq lists its product as uncharacterized. Gene Ontology annotation, cellular component: Golgi membrane. Lineage: Eukaryota; Fungi; Ascomycota; Sordariomycetes; Sordariales; Chaetomiaceae. The coding region runs from base 252 to 2009 and encodes 585 amino acids. Gene Ontology annotation, biological process: intracellular protein transport; vesicle-mediated transport. The transcript has 2 exons. The record is from RefSeq and is a predicted model, not a curated record.